Corythoichthys intestinalis (scribbled pipefish) is the source of this 2543-nucleotide messenger RNA. Its product is annotated as inositol-3-phosphate synthase 1-A-like. Gene Ontology annotation, cellular component: cytoplasm. The transcript has 9 exons. Gene Ontology annotation, biological process: inositol biosynthetic process; phospholipid biosynthetic process. Lineage: Eukaryota; Metazoa; Chordata; Actinopteri; Syngnathiformes; Syngnathidae. Gene Ontology annotation, molecular function: inositol-3-phosphate synthase activity. The record is from RefSeq and is a predicted model, not a curated record. The coding region runs from base 1084 to 2364 and encodes 426 amino acids.
ACACCAGAAAAAAAGUCUUAAAUGGCAUUAUUAUGUGAAUUAGAAUCAUAUUUUGAGACGAUUCGACCAUAUACAACAAUUUAGCAAAGCGCAGAUGACGAGAAAUUAGUCUUUUAAUCUGCCGGUUAGCCACGCCUACAAUUAUAGGGCUUUAGCGUCCCCAACAGGUGGAUGACGUCAGCGGUAGACUAGGCUCAUCGGUUUUACUAUUCAGCCCAUUGAGGGGGAAUUGUUCAGAACGAGGAAAACGAGACGAAAAGAGCUGCAAAAUGUCAUUGUUUCAGUCUCUCUACUCCCAAUAUUUUUACAGGAUAUUCUUUUUAUCCAAGUAUUUUCCCCAAUAGCUAUAUAAAUGGCUUGAGAAGGACCAGUCAGCCCGUCGAGGGGGAACUAUUCACAAUGAGGAAAACGCGACGAAGAGAGCGGCAAAAUGUCAUUGUUUCUGUCUCUUUACUUCAAUAUUUUUACAGGAUAUUCUUUUUACCCAAGUACUUUCCCCAAUUGCUAAAUAAAUGGCAUGGUCAUGACAAAUAACUUGUGCUAAAUGGAAUAUAAAAUAAUAAAAAUCCAUUUAUUCAAGACGACAUGGCAAAAUUACUCCAUAAUGGUCAAAACAGUCGACUUUACCUUUACUGUCACACCUGCCGAACGAUAUUUUAUGACACCUAAAUCGGACAUAUGUCAUUUCCCUUCCCCGGCUUCGGAGAAUGUAAACAGACCAGAAGGAGUGACAGCUAGCCGACAUGCUAACCCGAACCGAGGGAUGUUUCAAAGUCUUCGAAGUGGAAAAUCACACAUAACUAGCCUGGAUUAUUUGACAUGACGACCCGGUUGUCGAGUUUCUUUGCAGAUCGGCAAACCGCCCGGCGGAGAGCAAUUUACAGUUCGUUCCCUGGAGGAGGGUGGCUGGAAUUGUUGUGUAGCUAACAGCUAACUGCUAAUGAGCGUGAGGAUAGCUUUUUACAUGCCUAUCAAUGAUCAAACAAAGCCAACUACUUCGGUUCACUGCUGCAGGCCUCCUCUGUGUGUCUUGGAUCAGGGCCUGACGGAGAGGUCAACGUGCCUUUCUGUGAUCUGCUACCUAUGGUUCACCCCAACGACAUCGUCUUUGACGGCUGGGAUAUCUCUUCGCUGGAUCUGGGAAGGGCGAUGGAGCGUGCCCAGGUGCUGGACUGGUCGCUACAAGAGCAGCUGCGACCGUAUAUGGCCAUCAUGACACCAAGACCCUCCAUCUUCAAACCAGAGUUCAUUGCCGCCAAUCAGGAGAGCCGGGCCGACAACGUACUUGGCGGCUCCAUGGCUGAGCAGGUAGAGCACGUCCGAGCGGACAUUCGUGACUUUCAGCAGUCGAGCGGGGUGGAUAAAGUGAUCGUGGUGUGGACCGCCACCACCGAGCGUUUCUGCGACGUGGUGCCGGGGGUAAAUGACACGGCGGAAAAUCUGCUUGCUGCCAUUCAGGAAGGCUCAGAGGUGUCUCCCUCCACUCUUUUCGCAGUGGCCAGCAUCCUAGAGGGGUGCGCCUACAUUAACGGUUCCCCGCAGAAUACAUUCGUGCCAGGGGUUGUGGAGCUGGCACAGCACAGGGGCGUCUUCAUUGGGGGAGACGACUUUAAGUCCGGGCAGACCAAGAUAAAGUCAGUGCUGGUGGAUUUCCUGGUCAGCUCGGGUAUCAAGCCGACCUCCAUCGUGAGCUACAACCACCUUGGCAACAAUGACGGCAAGAACCUGUCAGCGCCGCAGCAGUUCCGCUCCAAGGAAAUCACAAAAAGCAAUGUGGUGGAUGAUAUGGUGCGCUCCAACCCUGUACUCUACUGCCGCGGGGAGAAGCCUGAUCACUGCGUGGUGAUUAAGUACAUUCCAUACGUGGGAGACAGCAAGCGAGCCAUGGAUGAAUACACAUCUGAGAUAAUGAUGGGCGGCCUUAACACCAUUGUAUUACACAACACCUGCGAGGACUCUCUUCUGGCCAGCCCCAUCAUUCUGGACUUGGCCAUCUUGACGGAGCUGUGUCAGCGCGUGAGCUUUCGGCUCGAUGGUGAGACCAACUUUCAGUCCUUCCACAGCGUCCUGGCGUUGCUCUCCUUCCUUUGCAAGGCCCCGCUGGUCCCACCUGGGACCCCCGUCAUCAACGCCUUCUUCCGCCAGAGAGCCUCCAUAGAGAACAUCAUGAGGGCAUGUCUGGGCCUGCCCCCUCAAAGCCACAUGCUUCUGGAAGAAAAGCUCCAGAGGAAUUUUCUGGUUGCAGAGCACGUCAACAGGGAAGUAGCCACCCCGAAGGAGAAGAAGAAGGCGAUGGCCAGCAUCAACCACACGGAGAUGACCAACGGCGUGCAUGACUACGACGACGCCGAGCACUCCAAGUAGACGGCAAAUGUUACACAGAAUUGAGAUCCUGAAUGUCAUUUCAGACACGUGUUAAAGUAGACAGCUCAAAAGGCAAAGACACACCUUUGAAUUUUGAAAACCAUCCAUAUUUGUUGUUAAAUCUGUCUGUACCUUUGAUACAUCCAAUACAUUCAUACAAUGUUAAUUAAAGCUGUUAU